Molecule: messenger RNA, 768 nt
Organism: Didymodactylos carnosus
Lineage: Eukaryota; Metazoa; Rotifera; Eurotatoria; Philodinida; Philodinidae
Source: the annotation of a GenBank genome assembly
AUGCCAAGGUCUUUGGCGACGAGAGAGCCGGUGACCUGGGUGCAAGACCCCAGGCUGCUUAGAUUAUAUGCGAGUGGCGAGGGCGCCGAAUCCGAGCCGCCGAAUGAUGCGUAUGCAUAUAUAGAUUUCAACCAAGUAUCAGAAGAAAAAUUUCUUUCAUAUUUUGAACAAAUAUCGUUACCAUCUCGUAUUUUGUCAUUAAAAUUUACCCAAUUACAACAAAUCGAACAUGUAAACGGACAUCAUGAAAUUUUCUUAUCCCUACGUUCAUUGACAUUCGUUGAUACAGAAGAAAAUAAAAUAAAACAAAUUUUAAAUAAAAUUCCAAUUCAACAAUUAGAAUAUAUAUCAAUUAAUGGACAUUGUUGUGAUGGUACUGAACAUCUAUAUCGAAUUUUAAUAUCCGAACAAAUGUUAUUAUUAAAAAAAUGUCAUUUAAAUUUUCUAACUACUAUGAAUUUUAAUCUUAAUAAAAUUCAAUUAACACAAUCAAAAGUUGAAUAUUUUACAUUUAAAUGUCUUAAUUUUAAUUGUAUACUUAAAUUAUUUCAAUAUGUACAAAAUUUAAAAUAUUUAUGUGUUAGUCUAUAUAUUCAAAAUCCAUCAACAAUAACAAUAGUUUCCACAUUAUUAACAAAAUUAAAAUAUUUAGAAAUACGUACAUUUUCGUAUUAUCCACAUUUAUUUAAUAAUAUUAUGCGUUUAUUAAAAUAUUGUCCAAUAUUAAUAAAAUUAGAAAUUAGUUGUAUUGAUCACAAGACGAAUUAA